ACAGGUGUCUGAAGUAGGGUGCUGUUCAGUCCACAUAUUUGUGUUUGAUGAAAACAUGAUAAGGGUAGUCCAAAAAGACUUCCGGUGGCAUCCUUCAUGGGGGAUCGACGCGGGGGCAGUUAUGCACUACACGAAGAACAUCCCUCCCCGCCACCUUGCAAAUAACGCUUUUUACUCACCGAUUUUCACUCAGUAUCCUCGAGAGAAUUUUCGAUCAUUGGGCAGUACAUUUGCACCUGGAAUAACAGAAGGACAUAAUUGGGUCUUCGCCUAUGUUUCCAACACAAGCCAAAGAUGGGAGAGUUUUUCAACUGCUUAUUAUUCUAAUACCGAUUUGAGGUGCAAUCUAACUACAACACGAACUGUUGUAUCAGACCCUGACUCGAAAUUAGUUUCAAUGAGGGUGUCAUCAUCUCUGCACUCUGGAGACAUCUACCAAGUAGUACCAGCCUUGUUUGGUUAUGAUCUGUUUACUCGGCCAUCCGUUUCUGGCAAGUUGAGACAGGCAACUCCAUUCGACAUGUGCACACCACCUGAAGUCCCAUUAGAUGAAAGAAUAGCUGUGGUUUAUCGAAGAAAAGCAUGUACUUUUUCAAAGCAGGCGCUGAAUGUUCAAUCUGCAGGGGGGAAAGGGGUCAUUAUAAUUGAUUAUGGCUACGCCCCUCUGGUCAACAUGACUAUACCCCGGUUCAUGGCUGCAUUGAGUGGUGUCGAUACCAAUCAAAUACAUAUUCCAGUAGUGUUCAUGGGACAACAUGACGGAAUACAUUUCCUAGAUGUGAUGUGGGUGGAUCCAGAACUUAUAAUUGUGCUAGAGUCUAACCAUGUGACCUCAGGUACCUGUCCAUAUGCCACAGUUGUUGUUGAUCCUCUAGGGGUACAAUAUAGUCCACCAGGAUCUUACCUUGUUGAAGGUACCAUUGAAUUAUGCCCACCAGGGACAUACCAGCCAGAACCUAAUUGGCCAAGGUGUCAUCCAUGCCCAAUGGGUUACUUCUGUGCAACAAGCGGACUUACUGCAGUUUCUGGAAAGUGUGGGGCAACAUACAGUUGUAGACAUGGGGCCUCUGACCCUAAUGCUCCUUGUGGUUUUGGGAAUAUUUGUCCAGACGGAUAUCAGCAACCUUGUGGAAAUGGAUACUACCAAGACAACCCUCGCGGACAUUAUUGCACCCUCUGUCGACCUUCUUUCUACUGUCCGCUGGAACUCAAUUUAUGGGAAAAUGCGUGCCAAUCUGGUAGAUGUCCAACUGGUGGCAGUUAUCGUUUUGACCAAUCCAAAGGGCAAGGCAAUUGCUUACGUGGCUACUAUGGCGUUAAUGGAACUUGUAAAAUAUGUCCAAAGGGCCAUGCUUGUGAUGUAGAUGGUACUUUGACGCCACAACUUUGUGAGCCUGGGUGGGAUUGUGGAGAAGGGGAGAUAAGUGUUACUCCGAAAGUUUGUCCACUCGGUCAUUAUUGUGACCACAGAGUCCAGUACGGCAAAGAAAUAAAUAUAUGGCAGUUUAAACCGGAAUACUAUUCAUCAAGUGCUAACGACAUAAGAGCCACAAAUUCAAGGUGGUUAGGACCACCAAACCUCACUGUGUAUACAAGGCAUCGUGCGCAUACGUCUGCUUUUUACAUGUCCCUGCCUAUCAAGCUGAGAUCUAGAAUGGUUUUACAGACGAGCAACCUCGUGAUUAAGAACGCCACAUAUGAAGACAGUGGAAUCUAUUGGUUUAUGCUUGGUUCAAUUAUGACUCAUGCCUAUAAUGUUAAAAUAACAACAGAAGGUACCAGAGGGGGAAGUAGGAUUCCCUGUCCAGUAGGGCAUUACCAAGACCUUAUCAAAUCGAUUGAGUGUAAGAAAUGUCCAAUCGGUACACUGUGUAAUAGCACUGGUAUCAUUUACCCAAUGGUGAAGUGCAGUGGAUAUGUCUGUCAGCAAGGGGAAGUGGCUCUUUGUCAGCAGUACUGCCCACAUGGUUAUGAGACCACAUGUCCUGACGGUACCAUUCCAAGUAACUUUACACACUGUGCACCAUGCCCAGAGGCAAAGCUGUGCUACAAUAACCAGGUGCUGCCCUGCCCCCCAGAUAACUACUGUGUUGGUGGAAAACAGUUCAUAUGUUUGCCUGGGCGUAGAUGUGUUGAUGGGAAACUGUCAUACUGUCAAGCGGGCCACUAUGCUGUCACAACAAAUGGAACCACCGUAUGUGCCCCUUGUCCUGUUAACAAGGUUUGCCCGCACAAGGUUUGGGAACCGUUACACUGUGUUUCUGAGUUUCAUUUAUGCUCGCAAGGAACCUCAAGAAUUUAUCAAGAAGCCUGUCCUUUGGGAUACAAAUGCAAUGUAUCUUUGGAAAGCGGGAAACAGGCUUGUGAGAUAGGAGAAUAUGGCAAGUUCCAUGGUAUAUGUGUAACUUGUCCAGCUGGCCGAUUUUGUGAUGUAAUUGCUCUGGUUACACCGCAUGUCUGCCCUGCUGGCUACUAUUGUCCAACUGGCACCGUCACACCCGCAGUCUGCCCUGCUAGCUACUAUUGUCCAACUGGCACCGUCACACCCGCAGUCUGUCCUGCUGGCUACUAUUGUCCAACUGGCACGGGCACACCCACAGUUUGUCCUGAAGGCUACUUUUGUCCAAGUGGCACCGUCACUCCAAAUGCCUGCCCUGCUGGCUUCUAUUGUCCAACUGGAACCUUGACACCAAAUGUUUGUCCUGCUAGCUACUACUGUCCAACUGGCACCAGCACACCGGGUACCUGUCCUGCUGGCUACUAUUGUCCAACUGGCACCGUCACACCCGCAGUCUGUCCUGCUAGCUACUAUUGUCCAACUGGCACCGUCACACCCGCAGUCUGUCCUGCUGGCUACUAUUGUCCAACUGGCACGGGCACACCCACAGUCUGUCCUGAAGGCUACUAUUGUCCAACUGGCACCGUCACUCCAAAUGCCUGUCCUGCUGGCUUCUAUUGUCCAACUGGAACCUUGACACCAAAAAUUUGUCCUGCUAGCUACUACUGUCCAACUGGCAGCAUUGCACCGGUUUUCUGUCCUGCCGGCUACUAUUGUCCAACUGGCACCAGCACACCGGGUUUUUGUCCUGCUGGCUACUAUUGUCCAUUAGGAACGGGUACACCUCAUGUCUGCCCUCAUGGCUACUAUUGUCCAACUGGCACCGUCACUGAAUUACCGUGUGUUCCUGGACAUUUAUGCCCAAAAGGUUCAGGCAAGCCUGUUCCCUGUCCUCUGGGAACAUAUGUCCCGAAUAUUAUGUCCACCGAGUGCAGCCUAUGUGCAGAGGGCUAUUUUUGUCCUAAUACGUACACUGAGAUAGAGUGUGUAUGGCAUAUAUAUUGUAAACCAGGAUCUAUAAGAGAGGAGUGUGAAGUAACAGAUCUUGGAAACAUUAGUUCAAGUCUUAAAAUAAGGUGUAUUCCUGGCUGCCAGCAAUAUAUGACCGAAAUCGUACCAUUGGAGUUUACAGUUCUUUCCCAGAAUACCUUGAAGAUCAUGCAGUACUCAUGGACCCUUCAUGAAUGUCGUAGCCUUGACCUGAAGGACUGCCGUUACUGUCAGCAUCAUACAAUCGAUGUAGGACACCUGUAUUCAGUUGCUGUCGAUAAACAGGCUUUAACUAUAAGCUGGGCUUAUGCUCUAGUUUAUAUCACAGUCUCUUACGAAAAUGGAUACAAAGAGUCGGCCCACCUCAUGUGGAAGUAUUUUGAAAAACGAACAAACAAAGAAUGCUACACCGUACCUACAAGCGGUAUAACGCUAAUACAUCGUUUUGACAUCUACUGCAGAGAUACAAAUGAGGGCAAUGAAAACAAUGAAAGCUUGGAUAUGACAACAGCCCAGUUUACAUACAAUUUAAUGACUAUGUUUGAAUUUCAAGAGAUAUUGAUCAACGUUGCUGACAGCCAUGAUCAGACGGACUUGUAUCUGAUGGCAGGGAACAGCAGCCGGGGUCAUAUACUGGACCUGCACAUGAUAUGUCUCUAUCAAGAUCAUCAGGUCUGGGACUUGUGGUUCACCACUCAGGUAUUUGAACCAAAGCUUUUAACUACAAACAUGAUACAUGAAAUGGAGGAUGUGGCUACAACGGUAUCCUUUGAAGGAGAAGAUUUCUACAGCUCAUUGCAGAAAGUUACAAGUGUAGUACAUAUGAUGAAUCUGGAAGUGGAAGUUGUAAACACAACAACAAUAACAACAACAGAGGAUGGGGAGAUGACCAUAAAUGAACAGAAAACUACUACUCAAUUGCGCAGUAUGGUAGUGGAGAGAUUGUCAGAGAUUGCGCCUGACAAUGCAGACAUGGUGAAGGGGCUUUCUCAUUCCUUGAACACUGCCAUUAGCAAGAAGGAUGAUGUUACGAAAGAGACGCAGAAAAAAGCAAUGGACAUGUAUGUUUCUUUGGUGAACUCCUACGAAGACACGACAUCAGAUGUCCCUCAACAGGCAGUCAAAGACAUUGCGAAAGUGCUGGUUACAGGGACAGUUAUGAUGAUGGAUUUCACUGAAAACGAAAAAAACAAAAGUCUGGUGAAGGAAUCAUCAGCUGCGCUCAUCAACUUAAUGGACAAUAUUAUGGGAACAUUGCAAAACAAACAUGUGACAAACUCACCAGGUUUGGACAUUGUGACGCCUGAAGCAACAAUCCAGGUUUCAAAGGUAUCUCCCGACAGGAUAGCUGGAAACAUGUUCGGGCCUUCUGCUGAAUCUAGCGAAAAAUAUACAGACACAACAGAAGUGACUAAGUCUGGCUUAAGCUUGCCGAAGAACGUAGAUCUCACUGAAGUCAGUAAUGGCUCUGUUGCCAUGCAGUAUAUGCACAUGAAGAAAAAUCCUUUUAACUGGGGAAAAAACACGGAGUGGGUUUUAACACCUGUCCAGUCUUUAAGUUUAAAAGAUGAACAAAAUAAACCAAUACCAAUGUCCAACCUCACGGAACCAGUCCGGAUAACAACACCAAUUGCAAGUAAAGGCCUGCCAAAGUCAAUCGCUAUACCAAUACGGUUCAGCAUACUGAAGAGGAAUACUACGUGGACGUUAUUUCCUAAGAUGUCGCAUUCCUGCUAUGGCACAUUCAAUCUAUAUCUGGAAAAGAACUCGCUUGUGUCUUUUAUUUUCACUCUUCCUGGUAAAGUGAAAUCCAUAAAUCUUGGCAUUGGUAAAAAUAGGCUUGUGGAUAAGAGUCAUAUGCAUGACAAAUCCUUCAAGUACCCAGAAGACAUUGUUAUAAUUGACAAGCUCUACGGUUGGCACUCUGAUGAGGAUGUUACGGCAGAAUUCGAGAAUACAACUUUGUUUAGGGGUGUCUUUCAAUUCAAGACCUUUACAUUUUUCUGCACAAGCUAUCUCGGUAGAUGUUGCUCUUCCAAUGUAAGUGAGUGCUUGGAAAUAUAUAGUUACUGUUAUGGCAGAGGUCUUGUAAAUGUCAGCUCCGAAUGUUUAGCCAAGUAUCAGGAAAUAAUCAUUGGAUCAGAAGUGGAAAGAACACAAUCUGAUCAAGACAUGAAUGAUACACAAUCUGAUAAGAAAGCCAUCAAGCAGAUUCUGCUGAGAAUGUAUGACUCUGAUGUGAUGCUCAACAAGACAGGCUCGUACCUGCAUAUUGGAGUGAGUCUUGACAUAGCACUUGCAGAGGUGAGAGACAUUUUAACAGAAGAAAAUCCAGAAUGUCUCGGUAAUCCUGAAAAGCCUCUGUGCCUGGCAGAAGUGGAGAUGAGCAUACCAGUGUCUGUGAACAGCCUUGUGUGCUUAUACUGGGACGAAGAUAACGAAGAGUGGACGCCUAAAAGAGUUCAGGUUGCAUUUUCCAAUGCUGAUGAUACAUCCUAUGAGUGUCUAAGCACCCACCUGUCAGCUUUUGCCGGAACUAUAUUUGUGGCUCCAACUUCAGUUGAUCCUUUUGGUGAAGCAGAGUUAUUUCUCACGUUCUUUGAGAAUCCCGUGGUUGUCACGACAGUGAUCCUGGUCUGGGUCAUGUACAUCUUCUUUGUCCACUGGGCCCGCAACGCAGACAGAAGGGACUUGGAGCGAGUGGGUGUGGUCAAUUGUAAGGACAACCUCCAGUCUGAAAAAUAUCUGUAUCUUGUGUGCAUAGCAACAGGCUGGUGGAAACACGCUGGCACCACUGCAAAUGUUUAUUUCUACAUGACUGGCUCUGAGGGUGUAAGUGGGAGGAAGUGCCUCAGCUCUGCAGGCAGGAAGUGUUUCCAGGCAGGCUUUGAAGACUGGUUCCUGGUCACCACCUCACAAUGUCUUGGGGAAAUACAGUCUGUUACACUGUGGCAUGAUAACACUGGCAACAAUCCACAAUGGUACCUAAACCAGGUGUAUACCCGUGAUGUGCAGACUGGCAACAGCUGGACUUUCAUUUACAAUGAUUGGUUGGCAGUGGACCGUGGAGCUCUCCUUCAGAUUGCAACUACCCUUGGUGCUGUCACACGGGAGGAGGCUAGGCUGAAGACCAAGUACCACUUCAUGAUCAAGUCAAGCAAGGACCUCCGUGAUGGCAACCUGUGGUUCAGCAUCUUCUCCAAGCCCCCUCAGAGCCAGUUCACGCGCGUUCAGCGCCUCACGUGCACACUGUCUCUCCUGCUCACUACCAUGCUUACAAACCUCAUGUUCUAUGGAAUCCCAAAUGAUGAUCCCGCUGAUCAGGUCGUGGCUGGAGCCUUCAAAUUCAGUCUCUCACAGAUCGUCAUUGGUAUACAGAGCAGUCUGAUAAUGUUUCCAAUAAACUUGAUCAGCAUCCAGCUGUUUAUGAAAGUGAAACCCAAACCCCGGAAAUCUUCACGUAAACCCAGCAUUGCCUCUGAGGACAUUAAGACCAUAAUUGAUUCAUGCGGUGUCAAUAUUAAGAGAAUUUUCAACCACCUUAGCAUACAAAACCCUGCUGGUUUAUUGACAUUCAUCAAAGAAAUGCAGAAUUACAGUAACAUUAGGCUGUUUCAUGAUAUGUUUCGUGAAGUAAAGGGAUUCGAGUGUGGACUUGACCCAAAUCUAAUUGUUACUGAAUUUGUUAAUACCGUUGACAUGUUUGACUGGGAAUUGGCAGGCAAAUCCAUCGGUAUGAAUGUGCAAGUGGAUGACUCAGGCUCAUUCAGUCUGUCAGCGCCCAGUGCAGGACACACUGAGGUUGCAGACUCAUUGCAACCUUUUGGUUCCCUGCCACCUAGCUUUCUCAAUAAAGAUCAUAAAGUGUGUCAUCGCCAGGACAGGGUGCAUCGUAAUAAAAAACGGACGCCCACUGUUUCUUUUGCACCUGAACUGAUGAUGCCUAUGGAUGACAUGACAAGUGGUGUCCACAGUGGAACUGUUAUUCAUGCCCCAGUCAGUAUAAGAAAGGAUACUUCCAGAAUACUGCCAUGGUGGUUCAUCUACAUUGCCUGGUUUGUAGCCAUCUCAACUUGUCUCAUAUCGUCCUACUUCACGAUGCUCUAUGGCUUAAAGUUUGGCUAUGCACGCAGUGUAGAGUGGCUCGUAUCCUUCUUUACAGGGUUGGUUCAAAGCAUCUUUUUUCAGCAACCCAUUAAGGUGCUGUUUAUGGCUGUUCUACUUACUUUGAUAUUCAAGAAACCAGCGGAGUUUGAUGAUGUGGAGGAACCUCGUGAACUGGAUGAUGAUGAAGAGUACUUGAAGGCAGUUACUGAAGACCCUGAUGUCCACCACAACCUUCGUCCCCCUUUACCAGCUCACCUUCUGAAGGCUAUCCGCGAGCGACUCGGGCUUGAGUGGAUCAUAGAUGUUGCCAUUCGAAACAUUAUCAUCCAUUUUGUGUAUUUGAGCAUCGUCAUACUGGCAAUCACUGGCCACAAGAACGUUUCCACUUGCUACGAGACCAGCCUUUCAGUCAGGAAAAUGUUUGAUGACAACAACCUAGGGUUUCAACAGGAAGACGUAUCAACUCGUGAGGAUGUUUACUCCUACCUCCACAAGACUGUUGUACCCCUGAUGAGCAAGAUGUCAGACACUGCAGAAAGAGAACUCUCAAUGGCGUCAGAAUUUUUCCUUGUUGGUGGUUACAGGCUUAGGCAGGCAAGAAUAUCCAAAGGCGAAUGUGGACCAAUAUUCAUAGAAGGCCUUCCGCGAGGCUGUCAGCCUUCCUACUCCAUGUUUAUUGAGGACAGGAACAGAUACAACAUGUCCUGGGAGAACCUUAUUGAUCCAGUGAAUAAUGCUACAUCCAGCAAUCUCACGGCUAGUAUAGGCCCUUGGAGCUUUCAGUCCGCUUGGUCUCUGAAGACUCUGCCCUUUGCAGGCGUGAUUGAUACAUAUUCAGGUGGUGGAUUUGUUCUGGAAGUUGGGGCCAGGGAGGAUCCUACUGAUAAAAUUACUGGGCUUGCUAAAAAUGGAUGGAUUGAUGAUUACACCCGAGCUGUGUUCCUGGAAUUUACUCUUUACAACGCAAAUGUGGACAUAUUUACAGUCGCAAUAUAUUUAUUUGAAUUUACAAAUAGAGGCAGUAUUCACACUUCGAAUCACGAAUUUUCCACCCGUCUAUAUUACUACUCCUCAAGCUACGAGGUAUUCACAACCGCGUGCGAGGUAAUAUUUGUCAUAUUCAACAUACUGUUUGUUUACUUUGAGAUUAAAAAGUACAAGACGCUUGGAAAAUCACAUUAUUUCUCAGACUUCUGGACAGUAGUUCAACUCGGUCAAAUAGCUCUUGCCUUUUCACUGCUUGGUGUGUUUGUCCACAGAACACUUACUGUAGCAAGUGUAAUGGCUGGCUUUGAAGCCCCUAACAAAACGUAUUUUAUCAACUUCUAUGGGGCCCUUUUCUGGGACUAUGUACUGACUUACGUUAUGGCAGCUCUUGUUACAGUUGUUAUCAUGCAAACCGUAAAAUUCCUUAGCUUUAAUAGGAAGAUUUUAAUUGUGGCUGAGACAUUACAUUUCAUGAAGGGGACCCUGUUGGCUUAUGCUUUAAUAUUUGGCAUCGUCACUGUCGGCUUUGCGUCUAUGGCAUAUAUGCUGUUUAACAGCUUUUCCUCAUCUUAUUCUUCAUUCAACUCUGCUUGGAAUACAAACAUGCUGUUGUUGCUUGGUGACUCAGGGAUUUAUGAGCUUUUGUAUGAAGCAAGUCCUAUUCUAGGACCAGCAUUUAUAGUGACAUUCGCAAUGAUUUUACAGUAUGGCAUUAUAACGUUUGUGCAGGCAAUUAUAAACAUGGGCAGAAAUGUUACCAAUGCACGACGGAACAGAAUGAAAAAUAGAUUAGAGAUAAUAAAUUAUGUCUCUGGCAAACUUAAGACUAUCUUAGAUAUUAAGUAAAACAGCCAGUGAAAAUCAUUUGACGAACGACUGUUGAUUUAUUAUGUCUUGUAAAGGGAUACUGGUGUUUAAUCCUCUACUUGAGUGAUGUAAAACAAAUGUAACUGAUGAUGUUUUAUCCAUGCCCAUCUUUUCGUUUUUUGUUUAGCUCGUCAAGAAUGUAUGUACCAAUUAUUUAAAUUGGAUCAAAGUGUAUGAAACAUCCUGGGUUGACAGGCCAAUUGUUUGUGUUGUCUUAUCAUGAUUGUUCGGGGUAAAUCUUUUUAUUCUGAAAAAUAUUUUCUAACAAAUUAAUGAUUUUUACACAAGAUUUUAGAACCUUAUGACUCAACACCAUUCCUCCAUGAUGACAUGAUGACUAUGUGUAGGUUCUUUCCUGUUGUUAACUUGCAAAGUGCAAAUUAAUCAUCUUUGAUUGGAACUUUCCAGAUUAAAUUACAAGCAGGAAAACUUAAAAAAACAUGUAAACCAAAAUUAAACAACAUUUAACAGGUAUGGCUUAGAUUCUACCUUUCAGUCAAAGUCCGGACUGGCCUUGUACUUACACUGAAUGAACUUGUUAAAUUGUUUUAAAAGACACAAAUAUUGAUACAAGCGGAUAUAUGUUGUCAUGUGUUGAUGCUAAGGUUUGUGCCUCAAUUUUAUGCGAAAACGUCAUCAGAUUUUUGUAUAAAUGUUAUUUUGAUGAACGUAAUAAUUGACGGAAAAAAUAAUAAAUCUGCAGUUUUGAUAAUAUAUUCAAUGUCAUAUGUAUAUGCCUGUAUGGCAUUGACCACUGUUGUCUUUAGUGUGUAUUAUAUGUAUGUUUAAUCACGGGCUGAAAGCCUAAUGUAUUCUAAAAUAAACCUUUACACUGUCAGAACUGUAAGGUGUCUAGUGUAGAAAUAUGUGUAUGCGUAAAUGAGAUGGUAUAUAUAAUUAAGCAUCGAGGUUGUUUUGUAUUUGUAUUGUUGCAGUUUGCAUUUUUAAGUAUUUUUCUUGUUAUUGUUAGUUGUGUUACAAUACAUUAACAAGUUUUGACUGAUCAUGUGUAUCUCUGUGUCUUGUAUACAGAUUGACAGUUGAAAUACAGGAUUUACUUGUCAUAUUUGGAGAAAGUUAAAAUAAUAAUUGUCAUAUACAUCUCCCAUGCUUGUUCGUCAAGGUCACGGUAAGAGACAUACCUUUUAAUUUCUACUCCAUAGCAUUCGCUUUUCUUGGCGUAUUUUAAUAUUUCUUAAGAAUUUAAAUGAUCUUUAAAAGUCAUGUCUAUACUUCAAAAAAUGAAAAUUGUCAUAGCUGAAAGCUCGAGACAUUAUACAAGAAUCAUAUAUACCGGUAGUAAUUGUACUAGUUUGUUUUGUUUAAUUGCUGUACAUUUACAUUUAAUAUUACGAGUUGUGUUAUUACAAUGGAGGAGAAUACAAUUGCUAUAAUGUAUUUUUCAUGUGGUAUAUUUUUAUGCCCCCUUCGAAGAAGAGGGGGUAUAUUGUUUUGCUGGGUGUCGGUCGGUCUGUCGGUAGACCAGUUCGUUUCCGAUCUAUAACUUGAGAACCGAUUGGCUUGAUACUUCCCAUGUGCAUUGGCGUUAGACAGUAGAUUGCCCCUAGUAAAAUUUGGGUAACUAGGUCAAAGGUCAAGGCCAUUGUUACUCUAAGUGGGAAGUCGUUUCCGAUCGAUAACUCGUCCACUUCUUCACUGAUUGGUUUGAUACUUCCCAUGUACAUUGGCCUUGGACAGUAGAUGACCCUGUUGAAAUUGGGGUUACUAGAUCAAAGGUCAAGUUGUCUGUCACAAUAAGUGUGAAAAUCGUUUUCGAUCAAUAACUCAUCAUUGAAUAGACCGAUUUGCUUGAUACUUAUCAUGUGAAUUGGCCUUGGACAGUUAGAUGACCCCUAUUAACAUUUGGGUCACUAGUUGAUGUUUGAGUCUAACUAAAUGACUUACAGAUUAAGUUUCAGUUUCAUUCCGGUCCUUUGAUUUUUGGUAUAUAACACCUCCGGAUUUUUUUCCGAAACUGUUUCAGAUUCUUCCCUGAUUUUGGGGUGCGCGUCUGCCUGCAAGACGUUUAAUGCUGAGUUUUGUUUUAAAAUAAAGGCUUAAAACUUCAGUUUUCACGAUUUUCCAUUAACAUCAGUGUUAAGUAUGCAAUUCAGUUAUUUUACAGUCCAAGGCCGUAACUGUUUCAAGUAUCAUUGAACCAUCACUUCAUCAUGAUGUUUUAAUUGGGAUAUAGCUGCAGUGUGGCUUCAAAGUGAAGUAGGGGACAUAAUGUUUCACAAACACAACUCUUGUUUAUAUUGUUUUGAAAAAUAUUCAUAUUAAAUGACAAAUGAGAAACAAUAAUAAGUACUAGCAGAAAAUCAUAUCAAUAUCAAUUUUGCCUUAUACUUAUUAAUAUAAAUAGUUGUAAAACCUUUUUAGUAGAAAUACUGUUAUUAUGAGUCAAUAUUUAAUAGUUCGGACAAUGUUUGUUGAAGAAUCAAUAGCUUGUAACCUACAUGUAGAUGAUACCUUUCUUUCUGUAAAUGUUCUUGUUUCGACCAGUUUAACGUGUUUCGAUAUUAAACCUUUAAAAUAAA
Messenger RNA from Dreissena polymorpha, 11829 nucleotides. RefSeq lists its product as uncharacterized. The record is from RefSeq and is a predicted model, not a curated record. Lineage: Eukaryota; Metazoa; Mollusca; Bivalvia; Myida; Dreissenidae. Gene Ontology annotation, molecular function: protein binding. The transcript is spliced from 45 exons. Gene Ontology annotation, cellular component: membrane. Bases 56 to 9268 code for a protein of 3070 amino acids. Gene Ontology annotation, biological process: kidney development.